GUACCCGCGCCGGUUUGUUUUGUCCUUUUUUUUCCAUGGCCUUGAAUAGGUGAUUCGAGGCCACACAUGACCCGAUCCGGUCAUCUACUACUGCCUAUUUUUUUUUGAUCUGCUCUUAGUCUAUGUUUAAAGACAGAUCUCUACUACUGCCCUGACUAUUUGACUACUACCUGCCUACCACUAUUGUGCAACAAUGUCGGAAACAGAUCUCUCAUCCUCUUCUACAUCUCCCUCUGUUGCUGCUGGUCAGACUUUUGCGCCCAAGGUAGUCUUGGGGACUACAAUAAAAUUGAAUGGUACAAACUAUCUGCUCUGGGCUCAGGCUUUCCGCAUCUUCAUUGGCGCUCAGAGCAAACUUCCACAUCUUCUGGCCUCUCCUCCACCCACCACAGAUCCCACCUACAGUUCCUGGCUCUCGUCUGAUUAUUGUGUUAUGACGUGGCUCCUUAACAGCACGGAACCACAGAUUAGUAGCAGUGUUAUGUUCUUAACCACUGCGAAGGAGAUGUGGGAUAGCCUGAAGAUUAUGUACGGGAAUGAGAAGAAUGCUUCCCGUGUAUUUGAGAUUUAUGAGCGACUGUUUACGCUCAAACAGGGAGAUAGGUCAGUUCCGGAGUUCUUUGGUGAGUUAAAGGGAUUGAUAGACGAACUGGAGAUGCAUCAGCCUACAGUAUCUGAUGCGGCGACGCUGUUGGGAUAUCGCCGUGACUUAGCAGUGUCCAAGUUUCUUUCUGGAUUGCACCCUAACUUGCAGUCCCAGGUGAGAGGACAGAUAUUGGGUGGAGAUACCAUCCCCUCACUAACUGCUACAUUCUCCAGAGUCAUGCAGGUCUCUACUGGUGUUUCUUCUGAUACUUCUGCACCGUCUCCACCUUCAGUGGAUCAGUCUGCCAUGUUCUCUAGUAGAGGCAGAGGCCGCGGUCGUGGUCGUGGUCGUGAUUCUGUGGGAGGACGUGGCUCUUUUAGUGGGAGACAGGGUGAUUCUGAUAGGGGUUCACAUCAGUGUGGUCACUGUGGGAGGACCAAUCAUAUUUCUGAGAAGUGCUGGGAGAAGUUUGGUCGCCCUCAAUGGGCCCAAGUAGCCGAUGCCGAGUCGACUCGCUUACCUAUUUCUACUACUAUUUCUAGUGAUCCAGCUACUAUUGUUCCUACUAUUCAGAUUUCUCAGGCAGAUUAUGAGAGGUUACGCCAGCUAGAGCUCUCUCAGAACAAUCAUUCGGCUACUCAUGCAUCCUCUUCAGGUAUGGAUGCUUACAUAGCUUCUCCUCAUGAACCAUGGGUACUAGAUUCCGGAGCCUCAUCCCAUAUGACAGGACCUAGCAACUGGGAUGACGAUUGGUUCGGGGCAUGAGAGAGGAGGUAUGUACUAUUUGGACGACAGUGUGUCAAGUGCUGGUCUUGUUGCAGUACAGCCUGAUUCUACCUUACUGUGGCACUGGCG
Molecule: messenger RNA, 1441 nt
Organism: Asparagus officinalis (garden asparagus)
Lineage: Eukaryota; Viridiplantae; Streptophyta; Magnoliopsida; Asparagales; Asparagaceae
Exons: 3
Coding region: 194-1351 (385 amino acids)
Source: RefSeq, a predicted model, not a curated record